Molecule: messenger RNA, 957 nt
Organism: Spodoptera littoralis (African cotton leafworm)
Lineage: Eukaryota; Metazoa; Arthropoda; Insecta; Lepidoptera; Noctuidae
Source: the annotation of a GenBank genome assembly
AUGGAAAACAUAAAAUCUUGGACGGCUGAGGACGAGGCAAUCAUUGCGACGAACACGGACGCUACAGAGUGCAAGCGAUGCGCCGUGGAGCUCGGUUACUGGAAAGAUGAUUACAUUUCGUAUUUUGUACGGCAUGUUGACCGCAAAGCUCCGGAGAUAAAUCGCGGGUAUUACGCACGAGUCAGAGCUAUGGAAAUAUUUAUUCAUCAAUUCUUAGAGCGCUGUGGCACCAAAUGUCAGAUCAUCAAUUUGGGCUGUGGUUUUGAUACAUUAUACUGGCGCCUCAAGGACACAACACAAGCAGUGGGCAAUUUUAUUGAACUGGACUUCCCAGCAGUUACAUCAAAAAAAUGCCACAUUAUUAAACGGAAUAAACAACUGCUUCAGAAAAUAGCAAAUGAAGAUGGCGAGGUGAUGAUCCGUGAAGGUGACUUGCACUCUGACGGCUACCACCUGUUGGGCUGCGAUCUGCGCUGCCUGGCCGAGGUCCGGCGCAAGUUGGCCGCGGCGGGUGCCGGGCCGCACGCGCCCGCGCUGGUGCUGGCCGAGUGCGUGCUAGUGUACCUGCGCCCCGACGCUGCCGACGCACUGCUACGCCACCUGGCGGCCGCCUUCCCGCGCUGCGCGCUGCUAGUGUACGAGCAAUGCAAUCUGGGCGACAAGUUCGGGGAGGUGAUGGUGCGCAAUCUGUCGGCUCGCGGCUGCGUGGUGGCGGGCGCGCGGCUGGCGGGGUCGCCGGCGGUGCAGGCGGAGCGGCUGGCCGCGCUGGGGUUCGACGCGGCGCGCGCCUGGGACAUGGAGGCGGUGUGGCGCUCGUUCCCCGAGGAGGACCGCGCGCGCGUGGAGGCGCUGGAGAUGCUGGACGAGCGGGAACUGUUGCUGCAGCUCAACUCGCACUACGCGCUGUGCGUGGCCACGCGCGGGGACAUCUUCGCCGACAUGGACCUCAACGCGUAG